Molecule: messenger RNA, 1497 nt
Organism: Lolium perenne
Lineage: Eukaryota; Viridiplantae; Streptophyta; Magnoliopsida; Poales; Poaceae
Product: SUPPRESSOR OF GAMMA RESPONSE 1
Biological process (GO): regulation of DNA-templated transcription
Cellular component (GO): nucleus
Molecular function (GO): transcription cis-regulatory region binding; DNA-binding transcription factor activity
Source: RefSeq, a predicted model, not a curated record
AGUUGCCCACACGCACGCUCUCUCCCUCCCUCCGUCUCUCGGAUGCGCUCCUGCUCUGGCUCCCCACUCUCCGCUCCAAGGCCUCCUCCCGUCGCAGCGCAGCCGAGCAUCCAUGGCAGGGUCAUUGAUUAUUAAUGGGAAGAUAAUUGCUGCGAUGAUUACACACAAAGCUAGAGAAAUCGAGGAAUGGGUCGGCGCAGUAUGGAAGAAGUGCCCAAAUUGCAAAUAUCGCAUCUAUAAUGGCGAUGUUUCAUCACAGUGGCCAGGACUCCCUGCUGGUGUUAAAUUUGAACCAACUGAUCAGGAACUGCUUAUGCAUCUGGAAGGAAAGGUUGGCAGGGCAGCAUCCCAUGUACUAAUAGAUGACUUCAUUCCAACCAUAGAGGAAGUGGAUGGAAUUUGUUAUACACAUCCCAAAAAUCUUCCUGGUAUCAAGAUGGAUGGGAGAAGCAGUUAUUUUUUCCAUACAAUAUCAAACGCGUAUGAUGUUGGUCAGCGCAAGCGUCGGAAAAUCAGCAACAGUAAUCACACUGAUUGUGAUGAGCAGAUCAGAUGGCACAUGACCGGAACACCUGCAGCCAUCAAACAUAACGGUGUCACAAAAGGCUGGAAGAAAAUAUUGGUUCUGAAAUGUGGCAAGGGAAAGAUACAUAAAGCUAACUGGACGAUCCAUCAGUGUCACCUUGGGGUAGAGAAAGAUGAAAAGCACGGGGAUCUUGUCGUUUCCAGAGUAUUUUGGCAGUUGAAGUCAAACACUGGGAAAUCGCAGAUGCAUGUUGUUGAUGCCAAAUCCGGUCAAUCUGCAAUGAAUAUCGAUCCUACAACCCCAAAUAUGUACCCUCCGCAGCCUCGUCACCUAAGUGGUAGCCCAUUCGAACCAGAGCAGGAUCAGGAUGAGGAAGACCCCGGGUCAUGCGCUGUUCAGCUGCAGGCUGACGAAGACCUCGCUGGAAGCUCACAGUCUGUCGACUACGGUGUGCUAUCGGACCUCGACGAGCACCCGCUGCCCAAUGACGACAUCUCGGACAUCCGCCAUGAGAAGCCGCUGCCUCCCGACUACUUCGACAUGGAUGCACUCUUCACGGAUUGUACAUCAACACCUCUGGAAUUCCCACUCUGACCGAUAGCCAGAGUGACUGACUGAACGGAAAUGUAGCAUAGCAUAGAAGAGGGGUUCUGAAGUAGCUGCGCAACGCAGAGAAACUGCCUUUCCUCGUGAUGUAUGGGUGAUCCAUCUCCCGAGGAAAAUUUUGUAUAUGAUGUUUCGGUCUACGAAAUGGCGUGCCCCAGCUAUGUUUCCAGUAUAGCAGUAUUAGGACAUGAGUCAGACAUUCUCGAGCAUCAUCUCGACUCAGAAGUCUAUGUUGCUAAGCAGCUGAUGUGUUGUAUUUGUAAUGUUAAGCUGUUAAAAUGUAUGAUAUGACAUGUUAACUAACUCACUUCCCUUGAGAUGUACUAAUUUUGAUGUGAUCCAUCCUUGCACGCCGUGUUUUCUGC